UCGCACUUCUACAACUUCCCAUCACCGAUGAUGCUAUUUCUCAUAGAAACAACUUCACCCCUACAUAGCGUUUGUCAACUACAUAUGUGGGCAAUUUGAGCACAUUAGGCCGCAUCCAUUUCUACCAAACCACUGAAGCCUAACAUAUAUUGAUUAUCUUCAAACACUAAGCCUUUAGGUCUCAAGAUUUGAUUUUAAAAAAGGAAAAAGAAGCGAAAAGAAUUAUAGCCCCAUCGAUCUCUCUGUCCACAAACGGUACAUAACACAUUGACUGGAUCGUCAUCGCAUAACUGCCCAACUCCAUCUAAGCACGUACAUCUGCGCAUGCGGAUUAACUCACUCAUCAAUUGGCACACUGAGGCCUCGCGCCAAUACAUCGGAUACGAUUUUUUAAUCCGAAGCCCACCCAAGUCCCCGCAUUUGCCCUUUAACAUCCUUUACACAUCGUCGUCGUUCGGUGAAACUUAACCUUGGAAACCUUUGAUCCAACAAAUUUUAUAGUUUAACCGCCACCGCUGCCACUCUAUCACCAUCUAUCUCCCAGCCCCAGAUGGCUAUGACUGAGACAUCCCCACUUCCUCCUGGUACUGAUCGUCAAGAACGCACAGGUCGCAGACGACCUUUCUCGACAUGGGUCAAGAAGCUCGCCAACUUCAAGAGCGGCUCGUCCUCUGCCGCCGCCGAGAGCAGCCGACACAAUAGCCAUUCCAAGCGCGAUACCACUCCUAAGGCCACUAAGAAGCGAUCCACCAAGAAUAACAACCCGUACCCGCAAUCUGGCCGCAUCGGCAUCGCCAUCCAACCCACCCAUCAGAGUGACCCGUCCUUCUCCACGUCCCACAGCGCCAGACUGUCGGAUCCUUCGUUAGCUCGAAGAAGCCACUCGUCGACAGGAACAUCCAAUGGCGAGGCCGUACCUCCCACCGCCGGCGGUAUGUCCGCGGCACCCACCGUGUCCACUGACUACGAAGCCGCCCACUCCCUCCACGCUCCUUCGCAUAUGGCAUCAUCCGUAACGGGCACCAGCCGUACCGCGUACGGGGGUGUCGACUCCCGAAAAGGAGGAGACAGCACUUUCUCCUCUCCCGCGCCCUCGGUGCGCUCCUUAACGACGACACUCACGACCAUCCAGUCAUUAGGCCCUAAUGGCGCCGUUAACGGCCCAACCCACACCGGUCACUCCUCCAACCAAGCCAACUCCAAUUACCAGACCGUCCAGUUCACACAGCCCUUCCCCACCAACUCUCCCGCAUCUGCGAUCCCGCCAUACCUAGCACCACACUCGGGGUCAGGCCAUCCUACGACAUACAGUAUGGCCACUGCCAACAAUCUGCUCACAGACAACGCAUCCAUCUUAACCCUCGCGUCGUCCAGCAAGCGCCGGCGCCGGCGAUCUAUGGACACCGACGCCUCGGUGCGUGCGCUUGCGCCUUCCUCCCUCUGGGGCGGCAGCCGCGAGUCGCUUCCGCUCAGCGUACUUAGCGCCAACAUCGACGGCAGCGGCGGCCUUCACCAAUCCACCUCGCGCAUCGCCGCCGGCGAGCGUACAAGCAUAUACUCCACCACAGCAAUGCCCGGCGAGCGGAACAGCCUGUACGCCACUAACACCGGAAACGCUGGGAAGCAGAACAUCACGGGCGACGCGGCUAGCGUGCGCAGUGGGUUCCUAGGCCACGGGCGCGCGGAUAGUAUCAGUGGCAGUGUGGCUGGCGUGAGCAGCCCUCUCGCGUCGCCGCGUGAAGCUGCUGAGAAGGGAGCUGUGGCCGAGGAAAGGGAUGAAGGGGUGGUGAUGGGGAAGGAUAGGGAGUAGGAGGGAGGAGAAUAACAAAGGUCCAUAUGGUACCUGAGGAAAAUGGCUAGUCGCUUAAGGGGAAGAUAGAUCUUCACAAGAGACCAUACUGUCACAGUUUCAAAUUCGUCGACACAGUGUUUCGAGAGUUUAUUUGGAGGUUAGCAGGGUACGAAUAAUGGUUUAAACGUGGCGGCACACCACAUUCCAUAACAAACGGGACGGACUACGGUAAUGGGGGAGGGGGAGGUGUUUCUGUUUUCCAGCUGCUUUUUACAGUUCAGGGGCGGACGACGAACACUCAUCACUUGGCUCGACGGCCGUCACAGGAAGGAUCAAGGCAUGGGAUUGGAGUGGCAAAUUAGAUACCCGUUUACUGAAUUUACUACAAGAUUGCGAUUUUGGGA
Annulohypoxylon truncatum is the source of this 2196-nucleotide messenger RNA. RefSeq lists its product as uncharacterized. Bases 551 to 1810 code for a protein of 419 amino acids. The record is from RefSeq and is a predicted model, not a curated record. Lineage: Eukaryota; Fungi; Ascomycota; Sordariomycetes; Xylariales; Hypoxylaceae. The transcript is spliced from 2 exons.